This is a messenger RNA of Phytophthora sojae, 932 nucleotides long. RefSeq lists its product as hypothetical. Lineage: Eukaryota; Oomycota; Peronosporomycetes; Peronosporales; Peronosporaceae. The coding region runs from base 74 to 715 and encodes 213 amino acids. Gene Ontology annotation, molecular function: metal ion binding; superoxide dismutase activity. The record is from RefSeq and is a predicted model, not a curated record. The transcript has a single exon. Gene Ontology annotation, biological process: superoxide metabolic process.
CCAGGUCCAGAGCACAAGCUUCAACCCAGCCUUCUCUUCCCAGUCCCCCCUUCCUUCUUCCCAGACAGCUACCAUGUCGUUCGAGCUGCCCAAGAUCGAGUACGAGUACAACGCCCUGGAGCCCUUCGUGGACACGACCACCAUGAACAUCCACCACACCAAGCACCACCAGGCCUACGUGAACAACAUCAACAACUACAUCUCGUCCGACAAGGGCACGACCCUCAAGGGCAAGUCCAUCCUCGAGGUGGUGCAGUCGGCCACCGAGGCGCCCGUGCGCAACAACGGCGGCGGCCACUACAACCACUCGCUCUUCUGGACGUGGAUGACCAAGCCCGGCUCCACCAACACGGCCCCGCACGGCGCCCUCAAGGCCCGCAUCGAAGAGGACUUCGGCUCGCUCGACCAGAUGAAGCAGGAGUUCAACGCCGCCGCCUCGUCGCGCUUCGGCUCCGGCUGGGCCUGGCUCGGCGUCAAGGCCGACGGCAAGCUGGCCAUCACGUCCACGCCCAACCAGGACAACCCGCUCAUGCCCGGCGUGGACCAGCCGCUCAUCCCCAUCCUCGGCCUCGACGUGUGGGAGCACGCCUACUACCUCAAGUACCAGAACCGCCGCCCCGAGUACAUCUCGGCCUUCUGGAACGUGGCCAACUGGGACAAGGUCGUCGAGUACUACGACGAGUUCGCCUCGAAGGGCAAGCCCGUGGACAUCUGAAGUGGAGAGCGAGAGGAGACGGCGCGCGCGGCGCUGUGAGCUGAGGGCGUGGAGCCGCUGCGUCUCUCUAAGAUCGUGACGUGUGUUUAGUCCAUCCUGCACUGGCGGAUGCGCGCGAGGAUCGUCGAGUCGCUCGUCAUUCCUCGGAGCUCUCCCCCCGAAUUAAUCUAGCCCAAAAAACACUGAAGUUUGUUCGAAUCUAAACGAGAUCCCAGUG